AUGGCUCCUCAAAUUGCAUGGAUUGGCCUUGGCAACAUGGGCCGUGGCAUGGUGAAGAAUUUGGUGGAGAAGGGCGACCUUUCCAACCCCAUCAUUCUCUUCAACCGUACCCAAGCUCGCGCCGAUAAGCUCGCUGAAAGUCUUGGAUCUGGCAAGGCCAAGGUUGUCUCUAGCAUUGAAGAGGCCGUCAACGCUUCAGAUAUCAUCUUCACUUGCGUGGGAGACGACAAGGCUAUUGAGGAGACUAUCAACUCUGCUCUCAAUGGAAACGCAAAGGGCAAGUUGUUCGUAGACUGCUCUACUGUUCACCCCGACACCACAGACAAGCUCGCAAAGACCAUCAAUGGUGCAGGUGCUGAGUUCGUGGCUUGUCCCGUCUUUGGUGCUCCUGCAAUGGCAGAUGCAGGUCAGCUUGUAUGCGUGCUGGCUGGUCCUGCUGGUGCUGUCGACAAGGUCAAGCCUUACACGACUGGCGUCAUGGGUCGUGCCGUUAUUGACUACUCUGGCGAACCUCAUGGAUCCGCCACAAGACUAAAGAUUAUUGGAAACACCUUUAUCCUCAACAUGGUCGAGACUCUGUCUGAAGGUCACACUCUUGCCGAGAAGUCGGGUCUUGGUUCAGACAGACUUCAUCAGUUCGUCGAGACCAUGUUCCCUGGUCCUUACACUGCGUACAGCAACCGCUUGCGCCAGGGCGACUAUUACAAGCGUGAAGAGCCAUUGUUUGCCGUCGACCUUGCUAGAAAAGAUGCUGGACAUGCCUUGGCUUUGGCAAAGACUCACGGUGUCAAGAUGAGAGACGUCGAGGUUGCCGACCAGCAUUUGGCACAAGUCCAGAAGCACAUGGGCAGCAAAGGCGAUAUUGCUGGCAUCUAUGGUGCUGUCAGACAGGAGGCAGAUCUAAAGUUUGAGAACUAG
Molecule: messenger RNA, 918 nt
Organism: Aureobasidium melanogenum CBS 110374
Lineage: Eukaryota; Fungi; Ascomycota; Dothideomycetes; Dothideales; Saccotheciaceae
Exons: 2
Coding region: 1-918 (305 amino acids)
Molecular function (GO): NADP binding; oxidoreductase activity, acting on the CH-OH group of donors, NAD or NADP as acceptor; NAD binding
Source: RefSeq, a predicted model, not a curated record